UGUGAAUCUCAUCAAAAUGCGAAUUUGUGUGCUGCAAUCAUCAUAUGAGGGCUCUGGUUCCGAUCUCGCGGAAGUAGACGACGAGCCGUCUAAUCUGGGCGAUUAUACCUCCCAGCACACAUUUGAGAAUCGACUUAUUCAUUUGAAAACGGCGAAUGAAGAAAUCGAUGCUUUGGUAGCCGAAGGGUUCGAUUUCUAUAUCAACUUUCUCUGGGGCUCAUUGGAUGACCCAGUGGCCGGGAUACAAGCCAGUCAAUACUUCGAGUCGCUGGGCGUCCCCUCCGCUGGUGUUCGGAGCUGGGAGCGCUCUCGAAACAAAAAUGCUUUCUACGAAAAUGCUAGAAAACGUGGGGCACCACGUGUGCCUGGCACGAAGCAGUUCCCUCUGUUUGUUAAGCCCGCAAAUGGCUGCGCGAGCCUGAUGAUCGACGAAAACUCGGUCUGCAACAAUGAGGAUGAGCUCACCGAUGCGCUACGCCGUAUCAACAAGCAGCUGCACCCGUUUCGCCUUCAGAGGGCGAAAGCCCUCGGCCUGCCAGACCCUGGGCUCAGAGCCCACGCGGAAUCACAUCAUCCGGCGACAUUACAUAGCGAUGAUAUUGUCAUUCAGGAAUAUAUCGAGGGACGCGACUAUGGUGUCACAGUGAUUGAAAUGGGUGCUUCUGCGCUUGCCUUGAAUCCUUACGUUAUGAGGACUAAGGCCGUGUCCCAAAAGAAGAAUAUCCUGACGUUUGAUCUGAAGUUUGACCCCGAAACACGGGUGGAGCUUAUAAAGAGAAACGACAACCCCACUUUGUUCGACCAACUUCAACAAGCGGCCUUGGAGGCGUUCGAGGCAGGCAUGUUUCGAGGUAGCCACAUGGGAUGCGAUGUCGACUUCCGGGUUCGCCCUAACGGAGAGGUGUUUGUCAUUGAGGCGAACCCGCAGCCAGCAGAUUUCCUACCGCAAGACUCCAAUUUUCAAGACCUACCGAUUAGUGAAGGACUUCCGGGAGGACACAUGGCCGUGGUCAAUGUUUUUAUUGCAAAUCACUUCCUGCGCCAUGGCGCGCCAAAGGGGUCGUCUAAGGUGGCCGACGCCUAUGACAGCAUUGCCCACAAGUAUGACGGUGACGGCGACACGCACAGCCAGGACAAGGCAAACUUCGAACACAUUGUGAAGUGCUUUGAUUUCACAGGCUCUGUAUUGGAUAUUGCGUGCGGAACGGGGUUUUUUGGUCGCAUCCUUGCGGCCAAUAGGUCACAGAAAGACUACAGUCUAGUGGGCUUUGACAUAUCUGAGGAAAUGGCGAACAUAUGCCGGGAAACGAAAAUCUAUGACGAGGUCUACAUUGAUGGCAUGCAAACCUGCCUGCUCAAUUACCGCAACCAGGAUGAAAUAGAUCAUAUUAUCUGUUUCGGAGCAGCCCACUUCCUUUCCCGAGAGGGUUUCACCUUUUUCAUGGUUCUAUGCUUCGUUCUGGCAAAGAAGUCGAUCACUAUUGCGAUUGACGAAAUACCGGAUACCUAUAAUGAGCACCUUCGCCAGAUUGGUCAUGGCCAUAUGCACUCUGUCAACCACCUUGAAACCAUGGAGGGAUUCAAAGAGCCCCGUGGAUGGCGCCUGGUCAAUCGCCAGCGCCAGUAUUCGUGGACGUCUCCUACCACGGGGGAUGAUGUGUUCAGUACCUUCUUCAGGUUUGAAAGGACGGAUGAAAAGGACAUCAAAAUCUUGAAAUAUUUGGAGGCGAAGUGA
Messenger RNA from Aspergillus candidus, 1735 nucleotides. RefSeq lists its product as uncharacterized. Gene Ontology annotation, biological process: peptidoglycan biosynthetic process. NCBI's taxonomy places the organism in Eukaryota, Fungi, Ascomycota, Eurotiomycetes, Eurotiales, Aspergillaceae. The coding region runs from base 17 to 1735 and encodes 572 amino acids. The transcript has a single exon. The record is from RefSeq and is a predicted model, not a curated record. Gene Ontology annotation, molecular function: D-alanine-D-alanine ligase activity; metal ion binding; ATP binding.